This is a messenger RNA of Leishmania major strain Friedlin, 1902 nucleotides long. RefSeq lists its product as hypothetical. The record is from RefSeq and is a predicted model, not a curated record. The transcript has a single exon. The coding region runs from base 1 to 1902 and encodes 633 amino acids. Lineage: Eukaryota; Euglenozoa; Kinetoplastea; Trypanosomatida; Trypanosomatidae.
AUGGACGCAUCCAGUACGCUCCCCUCCGCCUCUGUCGCUGCCUCGAGCCUUGUGUCCUCGCCAUUUGUGCCCUGCAUCGAGGACUCGGCGCACACGCGGAGAGUCGGUCGCCACCCGGUGCUGUUCCAGCGCACCCUCGACGCUGUCAGCUACCGCUACCUCACUGCAUCCUCUCGACUGGCCCGCACGGUUGCGUCCAGCAGCAGCGACAAAAAUGUGGGCUCUGUGGCGUUGCAGGCAACGGCCACCGCCAACGCUGCACACGCAGCCUACGUGACGACGCUCACGGAAAACUAUCAGCAGCUGUGGCAGCAACGCGGGUUGGUGCCCAAGGCGGCUCGACGAGAGUGGUUUGAAACGGUGGUGGUGCAUCUCAAGGCACUGAAUGCAUUGGGGGCUACUCUUGCCUGGCUGACGGACGCGCCCGCGACCGUCGCGUCUGCCGCGCUCUCCGACCAUGAUGAUGGCGACAGAAAGCAGCAAAAAUCGAGGAAGCUUGCCCACGAUCCACUCCCACUGUGGUGCCUCUGGCAGGACGCUCAGCGUCACCUGCACCACAUGUCACUGCGUCUCCGCCCACGGCCCCCGGCCGCCGGUGUCGCGUACGGGACGCGUGAGGCGAUGCGGAUGUCGGACCUGGCGCGCAUGGACAGCGCCGCCUUCGCCUGGCGGGUGCGCCAGUGGUGUUGCGUGGCUGCGCUUUUCCGCCGCCCCGGUGGCGCCGAUACGGGGGCGGCAUCAUCACUGGUAGGCGUUGCGGAGGCGGUUCAUCCCGGCAUGCUCGCAGAUGUGGUAUGCCGUGUGGGUCCCGGCGGCAGCAGCUCAAUGUCAGCCGCAUCGCCGUUUCCAGACUCGUUUUCGGCGGAAGAGCCGGAGGUGGCGCGCAUGCUGCGCCUCUGCCUCGGCCCCACCUCCGAGACCGCUGCCGAGAACUGUUUGGCCCGCCAGUACGUGGCCGGGGCUUUGGUGUAUCGCAUGUUGCUUGAGGUGACGCUAGGCCGCCUUCGUGCGCUGCCGCGGUGCAUCUUCACCUGGCGUCUCUUGCGGGAUGUUGUCCGUGACCAUCUCGUAACGUCGGCGGCUGGCUUCCAUGAUACCGGCAACGAGCAAAUGGCAGUGCUGCUGGAGAUGGCAGCCUAUGUGGAGGUGGUGGUCAUCCCGUACCUCCAGCACCGUGACUGCCACCUGGCAAGUCUGCGGCACACUGCAGCGCAGGUGCAUGCUCAGUUCACGCGUCUCGCCUCUGCCAAACUCGAGCAGCUCCGCGCAGCCGUCGCGCGUGCCGGUGCGGGGGACGGCGACGAGAUGAGAACGGUCGCGGAGUCAGAAGCAGGGACACCAGACGCGGUAGUGGAUGAUGUGAAUGCGGCAACAGCCCCGGCGGCUGAGGCUAACGCGGAGGUCAACAAGGAGGAGCAGGGUCGCCUCCCUGAAGCGCAGCGCCAUCGCAUGACGGCAUCGAUGGAGCCCCUCCUCCGUCGCGCGUGCGCGGGCGGUGCCCCGGCGUUCGCGGAGACGAUAGCGCUGCCGCUUCCCACUUCUCACACAGCAAGCGAGUCGGCGGUGCAGGGCGCGAAGGACGUGAUUGCCAGUAUUAUUCUCGGAAACACGGUCACCUCGGACAGAGCUAAGCGUGAUGAGGCUGGUGGUGGACACCAGGGCGACGUGCCCCCGGCGCCGUCGGGGUCGUGGGAGGACGCGCUGUUAUCGAUGCGGCAUGACUUUCACGGGAAGCGCGUGGAUGAUAGUGUCCUGCACUCCUCCGCGGCGCGGAUUUCUCAGCUGCGGUUCUUCCUGUACCACUACUUCACCCAGAGUCCGACGCUGGCUUUCGAUCGCGUCUCCGAUACCGCCGCUGCCCCUGCACAUGCGGACGCUGGAAAGGAAGGAGAGGCUUACUAA